AGGUGUGCCGACACUUAGAGCGGCUCUACGAGCAGACGGUGACCAAUGAGAGAACUGGAGAGGCGCAGAUCACCCGGCUCAUGUCCCUGGGCCGAGACUUGGUGGAGCACACCAUGCCUGUCCUCCUUUGCUCCUUGCCGGCUCCGGGCUUUGAGGGCGAGGUUCCUGGCCUCGGCGCGCUGGUGGCUGGCGAGGGCACGGCAGUGGCUGCAGCCUUGGACCAGCAGACACAGCGCGGCUCGCUCCUGUCAGCGCUUCUUCAACAGGGGCACUUCCGGGCCGGUGCCAGCGAGGAGUGCGCAGAUCGUGACGGAGGCAAUGCAGGGAGGUCCUUUUCAUCAGUUCUACAGGAGGUCCAAAGUUCCUGGCAGUUUGCCGUGCCGGCGUCCAGCGGGCUGCUUGACGCCUUCGCCGGCGAGCAGGAGGUCCAGGUGCGGCAAGCCUACCUCGAUGUGUGCAGUCACCUGGACAAGUUCUGCUUCUUCCUCUCGGCCUUGCGGCCCUACCAGCGGCUGGCUGCAGCGGGUGGCGAUGCGGCUCUUUGCUGGCUGCGGCGCAGCCUUGGGCAUCUUCUGCAGGAGCUGGACAAGAGCUUGCUCCAACUCCGGCAGGCGAGCUUGGCUCUCAUGCAGGCAGCCAAGAAACAGCUCCAGGAGAGUCACGAGCUGGAGCUCAAGGACUUGGCAAAACGGCUGCCGAGUGCCACGGAUGUUGAGGUCCAGUGGAUGAAGCAGCUGCGCUUCGUGGACGAGCCGCGCCUCUCCGAGCUGCACCGGGCCUGUGCCGAGCAAGCCGCCCAGGUGAGCUCAUUGACCAGCGCAGCGCGGGAGGUGGAGCUGAAGUUGGCCGCCAAAGAGGGUCUCCAACAAAUCGCGAGCGCCUUCCUCUCUGCGGACUUCCAGGCGCGCUGCUCUCUCGCCUUGCCGGACAGGCUGGCGCUCGACAUGAGGGAGCUGGCUGGCAGAACGCCAGCCGCAAUCUCCAACUGAGUGCGCGCCCUGAGUGCCUGUGCGUCAAAAGGAGAGCUGCGGCCCUGUGUGGGGUGCGUUGGGCUGUCGUUUCGGUCGCGGCACUUAGUUCCGGCUGCCCAUGUUGAGGUGGCAAGGCAUGAUGUCGAGCCACACUUAGAUAGAAGACGAGGGAUUCAGGUGAUGAUGGUGAUUAGGACAUUCGGGCCGUUGUAUCAGGCGGCGACCUCGAGAUGCUAGGAUUCUCAAGUGCUGCUUUUCCAGACUAAGACUAAGAGCCGGC
Molecule: messenger RNA, 1251 nt
Organism: Effrenium voratum
Lineage: Eukaryota; Dinophyceae; Suessiales; Symbiodiniaceae
Source: the annotation of a GenBank genome assembly